Molecule: messenger RNA, 599 nt
Organism: Caenorhabditis elegans
Lineage: Eukaryota; Metazoa; Nematoda; Chromadorea; Rhabditida; Rhabditidae
Gene: erh-1
Product: Enhancer of rudimentary homolog
Exons: 3
Coding region: 116-427 (103 amino acids)
Source: RefSeq, marked reviewed
GUCGCUGACGCACUAUUCGACGUACUGGCGCACUUCUUGCUAAUAUUUUUUUUGCGUUGACGUUGCAGAUUUACUCCGUUUUUUCCCUUUCAAAAAUAUUCUCAAUUUUUUGAAAAUGAGUCACACAAUUCUUCUGCUCCAACCGACAGACAACAUCGAGUCACGUUCAUGGUCGGAUUAUGAGAAUACCACGGAAUGUCUUGAAGGAAUCUGCAGAGUCUACGAAGAAUAUUUGAAAAAGAAGGUUCCGGCUCAAAACGAAAUCACCUAUGACAUAUCGCACCUUUUCGAGUUCAUCGACGACCUCAAAGAUCUUUCAAUGCUGGUUCUCGACAAUACAACAUACACAUAUGUCCCCCACAAUAAGCAAUAUGUAAAGGAGAGCAUCUACAAAUUAAUGAACAACAGGCUCAAUAAUCAGCACUGAUUACCAUCCAUAUGGGUUUCUCACUUCUAUCUCUUUCCAACGUUCUCUUUUCUCACUUUUUACGGAUUCAGUCCUAAGUUUUAAACUCUUUUCCAAAAAAUGUGAAAACGAAAUUUCAUAUCCAGUUAUACAAUUCAUCCGCAACCACAUGAAUAAAUAUUUUUAAAUGGUG